AUGAAGGGCUUCUCAGACCAUAGCUUGGACGAGGAUGCCUUUGGGGAGAAGGGCAAUAUCGUCUCGGCAUUUGAUGCUUUCCCUAAAUCCAAACCUGAAUAUGUAACCCGCACUUCAGGCGGCGGAAAAUGGACCGUCGCCAUGCUCUUCGUCUCAUCCUUCCUCAUUUUCAGUGAAUUCGCGCGCUGGUGGCGGGGGUAUGAGAACCAUGCCGUUGCAGUGGAGAAGGGCGUGAACCACGAUAUGCAAAUCAAUUUAGACAUUGUCGUCGCGAUGCAAUGUCCGAAUAUCCAUAUCAAUGUGCAAGACGCGGCCGGGGAUAGGAUUCUCGCGGGCGAGGUAUUAACGAAAGCCCCUACGAAUUGGUUCCAGUGGGCCGAUAACCAUGGAGUACGGAAGUUGGGGAGGGAUGCGGAGGGGCAUGUUGUGACUGGGGAGGGUUAUCAGGAGGAGGGCUUUGGCGAGGAGCAUGUCCACGACAUCAUUGCUGCAGCUGACGUGGGAAGGAGAGCUAAGUUUGGGAAGACGCCGAGACUGAGAGGCGCGGGUGAAGGCGAUAGCUGUCGGAUUUUUGGCAGUUUAUAUGUCAAUAAAGUACAAGGAGAUUUCCAUAUUACUGCGCGGGGACAUGGCUAUCAGGAAUGGGGCGCCGCACAUUUGGACCACACCGCUUUCAACUUCUCCCACAUCAUCUCCGAGCUUUCCUUCGGAGCUUUCUACCCCUCCCUCCUCAACCCUCUCGACCACACCAUUGCCACAACACCAAACCACUUCCACAAAUUCCAAUACUUCGUCUCCGUCGUUCCCACCGUUUAUACUGUUGGCAGCAAUCCUGCUAAGGGGAACACGAUCUUCACUAAUCAGUACGCCGUGACGGAACAAUCGUACAUCGUGGGCGAGAGAUCAGUGCCAGGCUUGUUUUUCAAAUACGAUAUUGAGCCGAUGAUGCUCACCGUGGAGGAGAUCAGAGAUAGCUUUUUGAGAUUUAUGAUUAAGGUGGUAAAUGUGUUAAGCGGUGUGUUGGUUGCUGGCCAUUGGGGGUCUACUUUGACUGCGUGGGCGAUAACCGUACUUGGGAAUAGAAGGCGAAAGAUGAGCGACGGCGUUUUGAAUGGGCGGGCGCAUGAGAAUGACGAAUGA
Messenger RNA from Venustampulla echinocandica, 1140 nucleotides. RefSeq lists its product as uncharacterized. The record is from RefSeq and is a predicted model, not a curated record. Gene Ontology annotation, biological process: endoplasmic reticulum to Golgi vesicle-mediated transport; retrograde vesicle-mediated transport, Golgi to endoplasmic reticulum. The transcript is spliced from 3 exons. The coding region runs from base 1 to 1140 and encodes 379 amino acids. NCBI's taxonomy places the organism in Eukaryota, Fungi, Ascomycota, Leotiomycetes, Helotiales, Pleuroascaceae. Gene Ontology annotation, cellular component: Golgi membrane; endoplasmic reticulum membrane; COPII-coated ER to Golgi transport vesicle.